Messenger RNA from Ostrinia nubilalis (European corn borer), 772 nucleotides. Its product is annotated as protein lethal(2)essential for life-like. NCBI's taxonomy places the organism in Eukaryota, Metazoa, Arthropoda, Insecta, Lepidoptera, Crambidae. The transcript has a single exon. Gene Ontology annotation, cellular component: nucleus; cytoplasm. The coding region runs from base 149 to 682 and encodes 177 amino acids. Gene Ontology annotation, biological process: protein refolding; response to heat. The record is from RefSeq and is a predicted model, not a curated record.
CCGAUCGUCAUCAGUUGAAAAAUACGAAGAGCGUGAGACGAACCAAUUCAAACAGAAGGAAUCUCAGGAGCGAUCUCUGCAUUUCUGCGAUAAUAUUCAACUUGAAGUCUUUAAUUCGUGAAGAAAGAAGUAUCAAGAAGCUAAGAAGAUGUCACUGCUUCCAUUCCUUGUGGAUUACGAGUUGGAACGCCCCCGCCGCUUGUUGGACCAGCACUUCGGUUUGGGGCUGACUCCGGAUGACUUGCUCUCCGCCGCCGUCGGACCCCUGGUGAGCAGGGAGUACUACCGCCCGUGGCGCCACCUGGCCGCUGCAGCGCGAGACAUGGGCUCCAGCAUCAAGUCUGACAAGGAUAAGUUCCAAGUGAACUUGGACGUGCAGCAUUUCUCGCCGGAGGAGAUCUCUGUGAAGACUGCGGACGGGUAUAUUGUGGUGGAAGGGAAGCAUGAGGAGAAGAAGGAUCAGCACGGGUACAUUUCGCGGCAAUUUACUCGUCGCUACGCGUUGCCGGAGGGUUGCACGGCAGAAACCGUGGAGUCUCGUCUGUCGUCUGAUGGCGUUUUGACCGUGACUGCCCCGAGGACGGUGCCGCCUGCUGUCCAGGGAGAGCGCAAGGUGCCCAUCGCCCAAACCGGACCGGUUCGCAAGGAGAUCAAGGACCAGGCAAACGGCGACAAGGCUUAGGAUACCUACCUUCAGUCAUUCCUAAUGGUUACCCGUUUUUCUUUGUAAGACUGAUUUGAUUUAAGUUUGAAUAAAUAAGUUCAUAAAUUA